AUGGCCAGGGGUGAAGACAUCUUAAACCAGAGGAACGACUCGCUAGUGGUGGAAUUUCAGUCGUCCGCCAGCCGGUGCAGGAGUGUCUAUGAACCAGAUAGAAAUGUGUUACGGAGGAAAGAACGAGAAAGAAGAAAUCAGGAAACUCAACAGGAUGAUGGCACAUUUAAUUCAAGCUACUCCCUCUUCAGUGAACCCUACAAGACGAACAAGGGGGACGAGCUCUCCAACCGGAUCCAGAAUACGCUGGGCAAUUACGAUGAAAUGAAAGACUUUUUAACUGAUAGAUCCAAUCAAAGUCACCUCGUUGGCGUUCCCAAGCCUGGGGUUGCUCAGGCUCCUGUGAACAAGAUGGAUGAACAUUUCGUCCCUGAUUCAAGAGCCCAGCCCCAGCCCUCAUCCGUCUGCAGCACGGCCUCCUCCACACCAGCAGCUGUCCCCGUGCAGCAGAGUAAGAGGGCCACCGUGGGCUGGCAGAAGGUUGGGCACCCACCCCCUGAUGGCCAACAGAGAGCAACACAACAGGGCUCUCUCAGGACCCUGCUUGGAGAUGGUGUUGGCAGACAGCAGCCACGGGCCAAACAAGUAUGCAACGUAGAGGUGGGUCUUCAGACCCAGGACAGGCCCCCUGCUAUGGCAGCCAAGCACGGCGGCAGUGGGCACUGUGUUCAGAGCUUUCCUCCGUCCCUGGCUUCAAAACCCAGCUUGGUUCAGCAGAAACCGACCGCCUACGUGCGGCCAAUGGACGGCCAAGAUCAGGCUCCUGAUGAGUCUCCAAAGCUGAAGUCGUCAACGGAAACCAGCGUGCACUGCACAUCCUAUAGGGGAGUCCCGGCCACCAAGCCCGAGUCAGCCAGAGCCAAGGCCAAGCUUGCUAAGUUCAGCAUCCCCAAACAAACGGAGGAGAAUAGAUCCGGAGAAACCAACAGCUGUGUGGAAGAAAUCAUCCGGGAGAUGACCUGGCUUCCACCACUUUCUGCUAUUCAAGCUCCCGGCAAAGUGGAACCAAGCAAAUUUUCAUUUCCAAAUAAGGACUCUCAGCUCGUUUCCUCCGGACACAAUAAUCCAAAGAAAAGUAAUGCUGAGCCAGAGAGUCCAGACAAUGGCACCUCAAAUACAUCGUAAGUCUUUUCCCAUUUCUAUUUGCGAUGGCGGUUCUUUAAUGUACCUAUGAUAUGAAACAGUGCAAGUAUCGUGUAAUAGUAAUAAUAAUAAUAAUGGGAGGAAGGCCGUAGUUCUCUUUUUCAUGAUAAUGUCUUUUUAAAUGCUUUUGAGCGCACAUGGUUUUGGAGGUCUUAUGUGUUAGCACAGUGAGAAUAAUCUUGAAAAGACAAACGCUCCUCUUCAUAAAAUUUAAAUGUAAUAGAUUUGAGGAUGU
Hipposideros armiger (great roundleaf bat) is the source of this 1378-nucleotide messenger RNA. RefSeq names its product AF4/FMR2 family member 3-like. Bases 1 to 1125 code for a protein of 374 amino acids. Gene Ontology annotation, cellular component: super elongation complex. The transcript is spliced from 9 exons. Gene Ontology annotation, biological process: regulation of gene expression. Lineage: Eukaryota; Metazoa; Chordata; Mammalia; Chiroptera; Hipposideridae. The record is from RefSeq and is a predicted model, not a curated record.